Molecule: messenger RNA, 1173 nt
Organism: Candidozyma pseudohaemuli
Lineage: Eukaryota; Fungi; Ascomycota; Pichiomycetes; Serinales; Metschnikowiaceae
Product: TauD/TfdA dioxygenase family protein
Exons: 1
Coding region: 1-1173 (390 amino acids)
Biological process (GO): sulfur compound catabolic process
Cellular component (GO): cytoplasm
Molecular function (GO): sulfonate dioxygenase activity
Source: RefSeq, a predicted model, not a curated record
AUGGCCCCCGGAUACAAGGUCUUCUUCUCGGAGCUUGACAACCCUCAGCACUAUGCUGAACUUAAAGAGAGCAUCAAGGCUGGAAAAAUCACAGAUGCUAAGGAAACCGUCAGUGAACGUUCCAAGCUUUUAUACCCUGAGUACUUGGUUUCUGCCACUCCUGCUGAUUCCAAUGCUUACAACAACCAAACAAACCCAGAUGGUGCCAAAAACGAUAAAGGUCACCUAGGAGACCCGGAGUUCAAGAGCUUGUUCAACAAAGAUCAUAAGAAAUUCGACUUGUCGCCAAACUUGGGUACCGAAAUCGACGGGAUCCAGCUCAGUGAGCUUGACGACCAGGGAAAGAACGAUUUGGCUUUGUUCCUUGAAACCAGAGGUUUGGCUAUUUUCCGUAACCAGGACUUCCGUGACAAGGGUCCUGAAUUUGCGGUGAACUUUGGCAAAUACUUUGGCCCAUUGCACAUUCAUCCUGUUGCCUACUCGACCGAAAAGCACCCUGAAUUGUUUGUGACUUUCAGAAAAGCUGGUGAUGGCUCCAGAUACAACGAGCAGUUCAGACACACCACCAGCACUAUUGCGUGGCACUCGGAUGUUUCCUUUGAGGAGUAUCCAUCUUCAUUCUCCAUCUUUGUCGCUUUGGAAGCUCCAGAAAGCGGUGGUGAUACUCUUUUCCUUGAUGGAAGAGAAGCCUACAAGCGUUUGUCUGCACCAAUGCAAAAGUUCUUGGAGGGUCUCACGGUGAUCCACUCCAACUACGGUCAGAACAAGUUUGCUGCUCUUCGUAACCAGGUGGCCAGAAUCAAGGCCGACUACUUCACAGAACAUCCGUUGGUGAGAACCCACCCAGUUACUGGUGAGAAGAGUUUGUUCUUUUCGAGACUCUUUGUUCAGAAAGUAAAGGGCUUGAAGCAGACCGAGUCCGAUGCUAUCCUCAACUUCCUCGAGGACCAUGUCAACAACAACCCAGAGAUCCAGGUGAGAGCUGCCCACAAGGGUACGGACUCCAGAUCUGUGAUUUUGUGGGACAACAGAAUCUUGAUGCACUCUCACUGUAACGAUUUCUUGCAGCACGAGACCACGGCCAGACACCAUUUCAGAGUCACUUGUAUUGGUGAGAAGCCUUAUUUGGACAACUCUGAGAGUUCCAGCAAUGAGAAGCCACAGGCCUACUAG